Molecule: messenger RNA, 609 nt
Organism: Cantharellus anzutake
Lineage: Eukaryota; Fungi; Basidiomycota; Agaricomycetes; Cantharellales; Hydnaceae
Exons: 3
Coding region: 1-609 (202 amino acids)
Source: RefSeq, a predicted model, not a curated record
AUGAAUAUCAUCUCUAUGGUUGCUACGGAGGCGCUACGGUUCGCGUUAUCCCUCUACCCAGAUUUCACGGUUACUACUCGCCGUAAUGAGUCCGAACCACCCCUUAUUUUCUUUAUUGUUGAAAUCAAAGCGAAGACUACCGACACGGCAAAAGCUGUCAAACAGCUCGAGGAAUACAUGCAGGACGCAGCAGAGCGCAAUACAACGACUGACGUAUUCUAUGGUCUCGCCGCGGCUGGAUUCGAGUGGCAAGUUUUUGAAUGCAAGAGGCGGGGUUAUGGAGUUACACGAGUUUUUGGGGAUGAUGAUUGCUUCUCAGAGGCAUCUUCAUUACAGUUUCUCCAACUUGUGGAAGCGGUAGACAGUGCGAUUGACAUAAACGCGUUCACGUCAUCUGGAAGUGCUGGCGAGAGCGUCAGGUCAUCACCAGAGAACCCUUUUCAGCGAGCACCCACGUACCUCCACGAAGAAGCAACUCUGUAUCACAUCAGAGGUGAUAAUCUAGAGGGGAGGCUUCUCAGAGCACAGGCUGGCGCUGGGAGUUCUUCUGAUGGUUCACAACAGGAUCGCUCUGAUGAUUCCCCUACACCAGCGGGGCCCCAACGCUGA